AUGUUCGCCUGGAUGGAGCCAAAUGGCGACACGAAGCAACUCGUACAGUUCACCUCCAGGAGCGCCGAGGGCGAGGCUGCGUCGUCUGCCGAAGCGCGGCUGCCGGCGCCUAUCCGGUCAGGAGCCGUGAAGGAGUUCGUCUACUUCUUCAAGCGGGAUCCCAGCCAGAUCACCUCCUCGACCCUGAAUGAGCAGAUCCUCUUUGGAUGCAACCGAGGCCCUCUGUUGGACUCGCUGCUCAAUCAGAUGAACAACAUCUACGUCCCAGUAGCCCUAGCUGAGCACGGAUGGCCUGACAACGUGCGCAAGGAGUUCACUUCGCAGGUGCAGAACUUCAUGCUCACAGUCACAGCCAUGACGCAUCAAGGCAAGGGCAGCACCGUCCUGUACAUCCCACAGGACAACUUCGCCAACUUAGAAGUCGCCUCCAAGGACAAGGAUGUUGUUCAGAGACUGAAAGUUGCCUUGAUCCACUGGCACCGGCAGAUCAAGGAAGUGACCACCCAACAAGACUCCGCCAACGAGGGCGAAAACAAUGGCCCCUUGGAUGAGAUCGAAUUCUGGAAUGCACGUGACAAAAACCUUUCCCGGCUUCACGAGCAGUUGCAAAGCAAGAAGCUCCAAGAAAUCUUGACUGUGCUGGAGCAUGCCAAAUCAGGAUGGCUGAAGAAGUUCCGAGCUUUGGAAGAGGACAUCAAGAAUGGAUCGAGCGAGGCUAAGGAGAAUCUGCGCUUUCUGAACUUUCUGAAGGAGCCCUGUGAGAAGCUGGCUGCUGCCACCCCUCCAGAAAUUCCGGCCAUCCUGCCUGAGCUUCUGAACUACGUGCGAAUGAUCUGGUCCAUCUCCACCCACUACCAGAAGGAGGAUCGAAUUUCGGGUCUGCUCAGAAAGAUGAGUAACGAGAUCAUCAAGCGCUGCCAAGCGACGAUAGACCUUUCCGACAUCUUCGCUGGGAAAGUGGAGACGUCGAUGGUGAAGCUCCAGCUGCUCGGAUCACGGCAGUGCAUCGACUGCGGGCGCGAGUGGAAGAGGGCAUAUCAGAAGACCGUGCGGCUCCUGUCCAAGAAUACCGACCGACCCUGGACGUUCCCAGAAGGCAGCAUCUUUCUGCAGAUCGAUGCCUUCGUCCAGCGCUGCUGCGAUCUCCUUGAAGUGUGCCAGGGGCUGCAGCAGUUCGCAUGUCGAUUUCGUGGUCAGGCCAUGCCAGCCUUCGGCGGGACAAAAGCAGGCGAGAUCAGUAAUUCCAUCUACGAGAUCGAGGACAACUUCCUCAAGAACUUAUCGCGCCUUCAGUAUCCACAUGUAGAUUAUGACAUCCUGGACGUUCGUGCCCCCAAGUGGCCCGACCAUUUCGGUGCCUUCAAGAACCAGAUGAGAGAUUUGGAGGUGAUGUACAUGAACGUCAUCAACAGCGCUUUCGAAGGUGUGGGCACUGUGCAGACUGCCUGCCAGGUUCUUGACAGCUUCUACCAACUUGCCAAGAGGGAGCGUGUAAAAGCAUUCGUGGAGAAGAAAGGCGAAACUUUGUACAACGUUUUCCUCAAUGAAUUGAACCACAACAUCAAGAGGGAGUUCGACCAAUUCAGGAAGGCGCCUCCUUUGCCGGUGUUGCAGGGCCAUCCGAACUUUGCGGGAGCUGCCUUGGCAGUUCGAGGGCUCAUGCUUCGAAUCCAGCAGCAGAUGGCAGAGUUGGAUCAGCUCUGCUACCUGGACUCCUGUCGAGAGCAAGACGCCUGCCGCGACCUCUACAGCAACAUGCACAGCAACAUGGAGUCCUUCGUCCUGACGACCUUCCAAGACUGGGUGCAAGAGCUGAAAAGCAUGGACGAUCAGAACCUCUCCAAGCGGCUCCAGGUGAACCUCCUCGUGAAGUCAGAGGAGACGAUCAGCAGCAAGUUCAAGGGCGGCUUACUGGAGUGCAACUUCGACCAUGAACUGGUGAAGAUGAUUCAGGAGGUGUACUACUGGGAGAAGAUUCAGGGCAGCGGCAUCGUCGUCCCGUAUGCUGCGCACGAGCUCGCCGGGCACCGCGACAAGAUCCGCGUUCUCCGCGAACACGUGCUGCGGGUGGUGCGCGAUUACAACCAGAUCAUGUCGGCUUUGCAACCGGAGGAGCGGCGUCUCUUCAACCACCACAUCCGGACGCUGGAUCGCAAGAUCGGCCCGGGACUGACGAAGUUCAACUGGACCUCCGACGGCAUCAAGGAGUUCUUCGUGCGAGACAGCUGCAAGGAGUGUGCCAAAGUCUACGACUGGGUGAAGCAGUUCAAGCGCAACAAUGCGGAGAUUUUGCAGGUCUGCAAGAAAUUGUCCGAGCUCCACAUGAUCAAGAUUGAGAAGAAGACGGUGCACCGUGACGACGAGUUCCGUGAUGUCCAGGAGCGCCGGCGUCUCGAAGUCAAGGAGGAGUUCAACAAGGCCUUCCAAAAGAUCACGAACCUCAUGCUGAACUCCUACACCUUCUUCGAGAGCCACCCACUUGACAUCCAGCGCGAAUGGAAGAUCUACAUCGACAAGGUUGACAAGAAGAUCGAAGAGGCCCUGAAGAAGGCUGUCAAGACGAGCCUACAGGAUCUCUGCAAGGCGCUCAAUGGAGACUCCAAGACCGAGCCAUCUCCGCUGUUCAAGAUCCAAGCAGUGUUGGAUGAGGUGAAGAUGGACUUCAAGCCACCCAUGGCUCAGCUGAAGGAUCUGCUGCAGAUGGUCUGCCGAGACAUGACCAUGACGCUGUCCGUGGUUCCCAGGCUCGCCGAGCACCUCUAUCAGGUGAAGGUCGAGCGAGACCGGGUGAAGAAGCAGCAGCUGGAAGAAGCCGGGGACCUCGCUGGCGCGAAUGCCAUUCCACCGCCAGGGGAGCCUCCCAAAAAGAAGAAGGGCUUCUUCGAGGAGAUCUCGAAGGACGAGGAUUGCUGCAUCAAGUACGUCAAAGAGGUGCUACGUGGCUUUAACCACUGUGCCAUGCGUUUGGGUGAGCGCCUGAAGUUCUGGAACAGCUCCUACCAGCCGAUCGUGUCACAAGACAAGGACACUUUCAUCAGGCGCUACAAAAAGACUGAGCGCUCGCUUACCAUUGUCGGUCAAGACAUCCAGCGGUACAAAGAUGUCCAGACGGACAUUCAGCAGGAGGAGCCGAAGGUAGUCAUUGACUUCAUCGAGACCGAUUUCCAGCCCUUGAAGAAUGCUUUGGUCGACCACUGCCAGCAGUGGCAGAAGAAGCUGACGGACCUCCUGAAUGAGAACGCGCGUACGGAGAUGAACAGGCUUUUGGAAUACUUCGACACGAACACCAAGAUCUUCCAUUCAGAGAUUCCAGACAUGGAUCAGCUGAAGACACGGAUCGCCCUCUUGGAGCAAUGCCGCAAAGACGAUACGGACAUGGAGUCGAAGAUCAAGCCCAUCGAGGACAAGUACGCCAAGUUGGGCGAGUUUGAGGUUGUCCCCUCCGACGAAGAACUUUCUCGCAAGGCCCAGAUGCGGCCCGCUAUGGAGACUUUCCGUGAGACGCUGGUGGAAGCUGAGAUGCGCAUCAGCAAGGCGAAGAAGUUGAUGAAAGCAGGCUUGGAGCAAGAUCUGGGCUCCUUCGGCCAGGGCAUCCGCGACGUGAAGACUGACUUCAGUCGCCAUGCACCGUACAAGAGCGAUGGCCUGACACCGGAUGGAGCUUUCACCAUGCUACAGAACUACCGGAAUCAGAUCGAGAACAAGCGGAAGCUCGAAGCGGAGUUUCGGCCGAAGCAGGAGCUGUUCGGAAUCGAGCCGGCAAACUACAAGGAGCUGGAUUGGGUGGAGCAAGAGAUCGAGAAGCUGACCAUGGUGUGGGAGAUUCGCGAUGACUGGAACAAAGAGUGGGAGAAGCUGCGCACGGGCAGCUUCCAGUCUCUCAACACCGACGACAUGGAUGAGCUUGCCAUGCAAUUCUUGGGCCGCAUUCGGAAGGUGAUUGGCAAGGACAAGAACGUCCAGAACUGGCAGGUCUAUCAGGAUCUCAAGGCCGACUUGGAGACCUUCCGCAACAUGAUGCCGGUCAUCCAGAACUUGCGUGCAGACGCCAUGCGUGAGCGGCACAUCGAGGAGGUUGUGAAGCAGGUCAAGGAGUCGUUCAACCCGAAGGAUCCGGGCUUCACGCUCCAAAGGGUCAUGGACCUCGGCCUGCAGAACCACUCCGACCUCAUUGCCAGGCUCUGCGAUGAUGCGAAGAAGGAGGCGAAGAUCGAGAAUGGCUUGGAAGACAUCGCCAGGAUCUGGGCCACGAUGACCAUCGAUGUUGUCGAGCACAAAGGCGAUGCGUUCAAGGUGCGCAGCACGGAAGAGCUGUACCAGGCGCUUGAUGAGAACAUCCAGGCUCUAUCCUCCUACAAGAGCUCUCCCUUCUACCUGCCCUUUGCGGCGAAGGUGGAGCAUUGGGAGAAGACGCUGGCAAACAUCUCUGAGGUUACAGAGGCAAUCCAAUCCGUGCAGAAAUCGUGGAUGUACUUGGAGAACGUUUUCCGCGGCUCCGAAGAUAUUCGCCCACACCUGCCGGAUGAGUCGAUCAUGUUCGACGAAGUCAACGAGGGCUUCAUCAACAUGAUGAGGAAGGUGUACCAGGAGCCGCUGGCGACGAAGGCCUGCGCCCAGCCGAAGAUGUUGGAGAAUCUUCAGUCCUUUGAAGCUUCCUUGGAGAACAUCCAGAAAAAGCUGAACGACUACUUGGAGAAGAAGCGUCAGUUCUUCCCACGCUUCUACUUCAUCUCCAACGACGACCUCCUGGAGAUCCUUGGGCAGGCAAGAGACCCCGAGCAGGUGCAGAAGCACAUCAAGAAGUGCUUCGAAGGCGUGAAGUCGUUGGAGCUCCAGCCGCCCUCGCAGAAUCGUCGAUGGGAGGCUGUGGGUUUGAAUGCUCCGGAUGGCGAGCGUGAAAAGAUGGUGGCGCCGGUGAAACUGGAAGGGCCAGUCGAGGUGUGGCUGGGCCUCGUGGAGAAGCGCAUGUUCGAGUCGCUGAGGGCCCAUCUCGUGAAAUGCCACAACAUGAAUAUCAACCCCAAGGCGAUGAAGAAGGAGAAGUGGGUGAAGGAGUUCCUCGGACAGCUUCUGAUCACCUCUGGACAGAUCGCUUGGACCACGGAUUGCUCGGCCGCCCUCGUCAAGGUAGAGAAGGGCCACAAGAAUGCACUCAAGACGCUCAAGCGCACGCAGAGCAAGUACAUCAGCAAGCUUUGCGAGAUGAUCCGCAAGGGCCUGACCAAGAUCGAACGAAACAAGUUGGUGGCACUGAUCACCAUCGAGGUCCAUGCACGCGAUGUCCAAGAGCGCAUGUAUGCGUGGGUCUGA
This is a messenger RNA of Symbiodinium sp. CCMP2592, 5310 nucleotides long. The record is from the annotation of a GenBank genome assembly. Lineage: Eukaryota; Dinophyceae; Suessiales; Symbiodiniaceae.